AUGGGUUUUGUAUCACUUCUUAAUAUUGACAUGGAUAGUACUUCGGGGUUACUUAACUACUAUCUCUUAGAUCAAUAUGAUCCACAAUGUAGUCGUCUAGUUCUAGAAAAUUUUGUGAUUACAAUUACCAAAGAGACGAUGCAUGAUAUGUUGGGGUUACCAAAGGAUGGGGAAGACUUCAUGAACAUGCCAAAUUGUGAAAAGGACAAUGAAAUUCUGCAAGAAUGGAAGAAUCAAUAUGAAAAAAGGGGUUUAAUGGUGAAGAAUACCCGAAGAGGAUCAAAAACACAAAGCAAGACAAUCUGA
Molecule: messenger RNA, 306 nt
Organism: Lactuca saligna
Lineage: Eukaryota; Viridiplantae; Streptophyta; Magnoliopsida; Asterales; Asteraceae
Source: the annotation of a GenBank genome assembly